CUCUUCAUGGGGACACAUUAUGACAGGGCAGCAUGGCCUACAGGUUACUCUGUGAAUGGAGCACUCUGAGUUGUGCAUGUGGUGGCCUUGAACUCAGGUACAAAAAAGGGUAAGAUGACCGAGUCCGAAGCCACGGAGCCGGAGGUACCAUCACUUGUGGAUUGUUAUUUCACUCGCUGGUACAAAGCAGAUGUCAAAGGAAAGCCCUGUGAGGACCACUGUAUACUACAGCACUCUAAUAGAAUAUGUGUCAUCACACUGGCAGGAUCUCAUCCAGUCCUUCAAAGUGGAAAAACAAUUGAAAGCAUUUCCUAUCAGAUCAGUGACAACUGUAGCAGACUUCAGAACAAGGUCUCUGGGAAAUUUAAGCAGGGGGCACAGUUUCUAACAGAACUUGCACCUCUGUGUAAGAUUUACUGCUCUGAUGAAGAAGAAUAUACCGUAUCUAGUUGUGUUAGAGGACGGCUGAUGGAAGUGAAUGAAAACAUUCUCCAUAAGCCAUCUAUUCUUCAAGAAAAGCCAUCUACUGAAGGCUACAUUGCAGUUGUGUUACCCAAAUUUGAAGAAAGUAAAAGCAUAACAGAAGGUUUACGGACACAAAAAGAAUAUGAAGAAGUAGUGGUGAAACGCAUUAAUGCCACCACAGCUACGUCAUGAGGAUUGAGAUGGAUUAAAAAGUAAAGCAAGAUUCUUAUCCUUACCUGGUCCAAACCAUCAGUGCACUAAAUGAAAACACCAGUAUGUGGCUUAUCACACCCAGCUGCCCAUGGGAGAGGACUAAUCCUCCUUCCCUUAACCUCGUUUUCCCUCUUUGUCUUGCUUAAUGAGCCUGGGUUCUCAUUUGUCCUCAGCCUCCCAAAUCUGCCCUACCUGUGUACUCACUCUUUUUCUCUUACUUCUUCCUAACAA
Messenger RNA from Nycticebus coucang (slow loris), 909 nucleotides. RefSeq names its product protein Abitram-like. The record is from RefSeq and is a predicted model, not a curated record. Gene Ontology annotation, biological process: regulation of actin filament polymerization; regulation of filopodium assembly; dendrite morphogenesis. The transcript has a single exon. The coding region runs from base 115 to 657 and encodes 180 amino acids. Gene Ontology annotation, cellular component: nucleus; dendrite; lamellipodium. Lineage: Eukaryota; Metazoa; Chordata; Mammalia; Primates; Lorisidae. Gene Ontology annotation, molecular function: actin filament binding; actin monomer binding.